This is a messenger RNA of Mangifera indica (mango), 372 nucleotides long. RefSeq names its product kirola-like. The transcript is spliced from 3 exons. Bases 1 to 372 code for a protein of 123 amino acids. NCBI's taxonomy places the organism in Eukaryota, Viridiplantae, Streptophyta, Magnoliopsida, Sapindales, Anacardiaceae. Gene Ontology annotation, biological process: defense response. The record is from RefSeq and is a predicted model, not a curated record.
AUGGCUCUCUCUGGACAGCUGAAGGCUGAUGUUGUAAUUGAGGCUCCUGCUGAGAAAUGGGGGAAAGAUGGCUCUGUUUACUGCUGGAACUAUCUCCUUGAUGGAAAAACUGCAUAUAAUAAGGUGAAAAUGGGAAUGGAUAACAGAAACAAGUCUGCUUCUUACAAAACGAUGGAAGGAUCUUUCAUGAACUCCUUCAAGAGCUUCAUUAUCAGUUUUCAAGUUACUCCAAGGGAGAAGGGCAGCUCUGUGCUGUGGACUUUUGACUAUGAGAAGCUGAAUGAAAAUGUUGAGAAGCCUAAUUCACUGCUCCAGAUCGUUGUUGAUUGCUGCAAAGAUGUGGGUGUUUACCUCAACCAGAAGCCUCCUUAA